This is a messenger RNA of Erigeron canadensis, 2470 nucleotides long. Its product is annotated as scarecrow-like protein 6. Bases 62 to 2122 code for a protein of 686 amino acids. Gene Ontology annotation, biological process: regulation of DNA-templated transcription. Gene Ontology annotation, cellular component: nucleus. The transcript has a single exon. Gene Ontology annotation, molecular function: DNA-binding transcription factor activity; sequence-specific DNA binding. The record is from RefSeq and is a predicted model, not a curated record. NCBI's taxonomy places the organism in Eukaryota, Viridiplantae, Streptophyta, Magnoliopsida, Asterales, Asteraceae.
UUUUUUUUUUUUUCUAAUUACAAAUUUCCUGUAGUGUUUUUGGAUACUUGAAAAGAAGGGGAUGCCCUUACCCUUUGAGUUUGAGGGGAAGGGGGUGGUGUUAUUGGAAUACCAAAACCAAUAUCAAAACCAAAGCCAAGUAGAACAAGCUGAGUUUGUUGUACCUUAUGCAAAUCCACUUGUACAUUUUCAAGAUUUUGUAAGCAACAGCAAAAAGAGAAAGUAUAUUUACAACCACCAACAAGAACCAACUUCUGUCCUGGAUAACAUCACUACUAGUCCAAGCCCACCAACAUCCACCCUGUCUUCUUCUCACGGUGGUGCUGACUCAGCCGGUGUGGCUCCGGCACUUUCUUCCAAAUGGCCACCGGAAAAUCAAGAAACCAACACCACCACCACCAGCACAACCCUGCUUGACCUCCAACACUUUCAACAGCAAAUAUCCUCUGGAAAUGAUAAAUGUGCCACCGGAAUGGAUGACUGGGAAAGCCCAGAUUCCGGCCAAGACCAAGCCAUGCUCCGGUGGAUCAUGGGUGAUGUUGAAGACCCAUCUUUAGGUUUAAACAAAAUGCUUCAUUCCACAGGCGGCACAAAUCCGGCUGACUUUGAUUUUUCCGGCGGGUUUGGUGUUGUAGAUCAAGGCUUUAUUUCAGUUGAUUCCGGCAACCCACAACUUUCUCCGGCGACGGCACCGGCAAUAUUUCACACCCAUCAUCAAAAUCAAAUCUUAUCAUCAUUAAGUGACACCCAAAUGGUCCCUUUUGAUAUUAAACCAAAUCUUUAUAACCCCCCAUUUGAGCACCAGCUGCUAAUGCCGCCACAACCCAAAAGGUACAACCCUGGAAGCAUAGAGUACAACCCAUCAAUGCACAAAAGCCCGUUUCUGGAUUCGGGCCCAAACCCACUUCAAUUGCUCCAAAAAUCAGCUCCCAUGAAGAAAAUAGUAACACCAAAUGUUCAAAACCAUCUUCAGCAACAUCAACAAGGGAUCAUUGAUGAGCUUUUUAAAGCAGCAGAUUUGAUCCAGUUAUCUUCAUCAGCAAACAGCAAUAACCCGAACCCGAAUAACCCGAUACUCGCGCAAGGGAUAUUGGCGCGGCUCAAUCAUCAGUUAUCACCUAUUGGUAAGCCUUUUGAAAGGGCUGCUUUUUAUUUCAAAGAAGCUCUUAAUUUACUAAUAGAUUCAAUACUUACUAAUAAUAGUAACCCCCAAAUUAGCCCUCAUAAUGCAUCACCCUUUAGUUUAAUUUUCAAGAUUGGUGCUUAUAAAUCAUUUUCAGAGAUUUCCCCUUUUAUUCAGUUUGCUAAUUUCACUUGUAACCAAGCCUUACUUGAAUCCCUUAAUGGGUUUGAUCACAUUCAUAUCAUCGAUUUCGAUAUCGGUUAUGGUGGUCAAUGGGCUUCCCUUAUGCAAGAGCUAGCUUUAAGAAACAAUGGGGUUUCUUCUUUAAAGAUUACUGCUUUUGCUUCACCUUCAACUCAUGACCAGCUUGAAUUAGGCUUAACUCGCGAAAACUUGAUUCAUUUUGCAAGUGAGAUCAAUGUUGGGUUCGAUUUCGAGAUAGUUAACAUUGAUGUGCUUGCUUCUUCGUCAUGGUCUUUGCCUUUUAAUCUAUCUGAUAAUGAAGCCAUUGCUGUGAAUUUACCUAUUCAUGUGUUUUCGAAUCACCAAACCCAAAUCCCCAAUGUGCUUCGCUUUGUUAAAAGUUUGUCGCCCAAAAUUGUGGUUUCUGUUGACCGUGGGUGUGACCGUACUGAUUUACCCUUUUCAAAUCAUCUCAUUCAUGCUUUGCAAUCUUUUUCAAACCUGCUUGAGUCCCUUGACGCUGUCAAUAUGAAUCUUGACUCGUUGCAGAAGAUUGAGCGGUUCUUGGUUCAACCCGCUAUCGAAAAGAUUGUUUUGGGCCGGUUUGUUUAUCCUGAAAAGACUCAGCAUUGGCGUAAUCUUUUCUUAUCAGCUGGGUUUUCGCCGAUGUUGUUUAGUAACUUUACUGAAAGUCAAGCGGAAUGUUUGGUCAAAAGGACUCCUGUUCGUGAUUUUCAUGUCGAGAAAAGACAAUCGUUGCUCGUGCUUUGUUGGGAACGUCGGGAGCUUGUGUCUGCUUCUGCUUGGAGGUGCUAGAAAAGAUGUUUUGAUCAUCGAAAGUUGUUGACUUUUGGCAAAUUUGACUUGUGUUCUUAGUAUAUGCUUGAUAUGAUUAUGAAUGUAUCAAUGUACUACCACUACUACUACUGUUGAUGAUGUUUUUCGAGCUGUUUAUGGUAUAGCUCAAAAGGAACGUUAAAUCUUGAUUUUUAUUAUUAUGUCUAGGUUAUGUGUUUUGUUGUAAUCUUCAUAGCCAAACCGAAAAAUCAAUAUUCGGAUUGUGGGAAAGAAAAGAAUUUGUUUUCUCGUAGAUUUUUAUCAACUGUACGUAAUUGUAAAAAUCUGAAACAUUACACAAUAAUGAACGUCUUAUGAUUGUUGAAA